This is a messenger RNA of Phytophthora infestans T30-4, 330 nucleotides long. RefSeq lists its product as uncharacterized. Bases 1 to 330 code for a protein of 109 amino acids. The transcript has a single exon. The record is from RefSeq and is a predicted model, not a curated record. NCBI's taxonomy places the organism in Eukaryota, Oomycota, Peronosporomycetes, Peronosporales, Peronosporaceae.
AUGACGGCCAACGAUUAUGAGCUCUUUCGUCAAUUCUUCCGGAUAAGCAUCGAGCAUCGAACGCCCAACGCUACUUUGGGAACGGGGCACCCAGACUUUAGUGAACAGGGUAUUUACCUGUACGAUACUUCACCUAUGACGGAUGAGGAUGUAGACCACCUAGUUCAUCCGAAUACUACCUCGGCUUUCUUCGCUAUCCAUAUAGAGCUACUUGAGAGCUUCAGAAUUCACGUUGUGAGAAAGUUCGGGUUUACCAGUAUUUAUUUUCAUGAUCGAGGCACCAAGCUUCUGAGCGAUCUCGUCAUCAAGAAAGAUUACCCUCCAAACUAA